Physella acuta is the source of this 2357-nucleotide messenger RNA. RefSeq lists its product as uncharacterized. Lineage: Eukaryota; Metazoa; Mollusca; Gastropoda; Physidae. Gene Ontology annotation, biological process: visual perception. The record is from RefSeq and is a predicted model, not a curated record.
UCUUUUUAAUACCAAGCUUUAUUUUUGCACUGUGAUCAAAUCUUACAGUAACAUUGAGAUUGUCUUCCACGUACUUAGUGUUAUAGCUCAUUAAUCUCGGAUUAACAAUAAUGACAGACUCCUCACUCCGGUGCGAAUUUGUGUACCAUUAAUUUUUUUCGAAUAAUUGGUGAUGGUGUAGUAAUUAAAUGAACCAACAAAAUUCUUCAUAUAGUUAAUGUUUUUUUUUUAUCAGUGACCGUGUUGGUUAUCGGUUGUUGUGUAGUGCUACACUUGUACCUUGGCAUACUAGGACGUCAUCCUCGGCCUCUGUAUUUUAAAACUUUUGGAGUUACUCGAACAAUCAGUGUGUAACGGAUUAUUAUUCACUCAUUAAUUAAAUUAACUGCAACACAGGAUCCCACAUCUUUUAUACGUAGCGUGAACGAUUUAAAACACCUGCUACUGUCAACAUGCAAAACACCGGGAUUAACCUGAGUAUACUCGUUGCCCUGGCGUGUCUCGCCAAUAGCUGUUUCGCCAUAGGUGGUGCAGCUUCGGAUUCCCCAGACAUUACCACAAAUUCUACAGCUCCCACAACCCCUACUACUACUACCCCAGGCCCUGAAGCUACCCCAGACUCUAACACUACCCCAGCCCCUAAUAAUACCCCAGCCCCUACAGAUACCCCAGCCCCUACAGAUACCCCAGCCCCUACAGAUACCCCAGAUACUAAUACUACCUCAGACCCAACAGAAAACUCUACCACGACAGUUACCACCAGGAGGACAGCGCCGCCCCCUGAACAAACCACCCUCGGCGUCACUAGGAUCUCCUUGGCCCUGCUGACUGUACCAAUACAACUUGAGAUAGAAUAUAAAAACGAGACCUACAAAGUUGAGCUCAAUGAUACGAAUUCAGAUGUAUACAAGAGCGUAUCGAAUGACUACAUUCAGAAGCUCUCUCAAAUUUACCAGAAUGUAAGUGGACUCAAGGAAAUCACCAUAGACAGAUUUUGGUACGGAAGUCUUGGCGUCGAGUACACUCUGCACGUAAAGUACCAAGACAAUAACUGGGCACUUCUUGAAAACCAGUUAAAAAACAUAAGUCGUGAUCUAGAUAAAGACCUUAAUGUGGAUGUUCGUAACUCUGAGCAAAAAUUCACUAACGCCUUAAGCCUCGCCAGGCAAACAGGUCCCUGUCAAAUACCAGGCGUUUGUCCCUUAGAUUCGAAGUGUGUAAACUCUAGCAAAGAGGUGACGUGUAACAACAAGUGCUUAGACAUGAACACGUGUCUGAACGGUGGUGUAUGUGUAAUCAAUCAGAAUUAUGAGGCAGUCUGCAAAUGUGCGACUGACGGCGACUACAUCUAUGGCGGCGAGAACUGCGAGCAGAAAGCCGAGAAAUUGGCGCUCAGUAAGGAGAACAUCAUCGCCAUAGCUGGAGGCACGGGAGGGGGCGUGGUCUUAAUCUUCAUCAUCAUCAUCAUCGUCAUCUGCGCCAAAAAGAGUUCGAAGGUUCGGCCGAAUGAUACGGUCAAGGACGAUGCUUCGGAGCAAUCCUUCAAAGACUCUGAAGAUGGCCUCCAUCAGAACUACAAGAUGAGUCAAGUCAGCAAUGACGUCACCUUUAGAAGUCCAGGCCCCGAACAGGCCCAAAUGCGUCAGAAUCCAUACACCAUAUCCACAUCCAGUAUUCAGCCCAGCACAAGAAACCCACGAGACAUCGUGGAGAGCUAUGGAUCGGAUUAUCGCUUCCCUAUGGUCAGGGGGCCCAUCGUUGCCAUGGAUACGAGAAAACAAUCCGACGCCUUCGAUAUGAGGAGACAGAGCCGCGUGAGAAUCAGCGAGGACGUGGAGAAUAGCCCUGAUUAUUAUAACCGAGGACCAAACCGAUCACGUGACUCGAUCGACGCAACAAACUUACGGAAGAAUUCCAAUUUCAACCUUUUGGCCCAGAGACGUCGCUCCUCCGUCCCAGCCGAUUUGAGAGGACCUACUUUCACAAGGAAUCCCCUGUACAACAUGAGAAGGAAGUCCUCAGUCUACAUGGAGAUCGAUGAUAACGAUUCUAAGUCUGUGAUGUAUCAGCCUAGCAACAAUACCGACUACCCACUACGCCAGCCGAUGACACCAACAACAGGAAAAGUUUACGAUUACUCUAAUCUCAGGAGGGAAUCUACUGUGCCUAACGCCAUGUCUCCACGUCUGAGGGCAGGGUCGGAGAUCUGGGAUUACGACGACGACAACAGAAUGUACGGAUAUAAAAAGCCUGUACCUGCACCUAGGAGAUAUCAGCAGCAAGAUUCAAAUCAACGCCAAACGAUUCUGAGAACAAAACAGGAAAAAAAUUUAAACUACAAGUCCCUCUCUAGAUGA